UUUGGACUCUCUUCUCGUUCUUCUUCCUCCGGAAAUAUUUGGAAAAAACCGAGAUCGUGAUUUAGCUGCUAAAACCCUAAUUUCAUCGAUCUGCUCAAUUGUUCUAUCGAAUCCUUGUUUCCACAACUUCAAGUCAACAUGAGUAGCAGGCCAAUGGAAGAGGAUACCAACCAGGGGAAGACCGAAGAGGAGGAAUUCAACACAGGACCCCUUUCUGUUCUUAUGAUGAGUGUUAAGAACAACACUCAGGUGUUGAUCAAUUGUCGCAACAACAGGAAACUCCUUGGCCGUGUUAGGGCUUUCGACAGGCACUGCAACAUGGUCCUCGAGAAUGUCAGAGAAAUGUGGACUGAGGUACCAAAAACUGGAAAAGGAAAGAAGAAAGCUCUUCCCGUCAACAGAGAUCGCUUCAUCAGCAAGAUGUUUCUCCGUGGUGACUCUGUCAUAAUCGUCCUCAGGAAUCCCAAGUAAGAGAGACAUUAUAAGAGAUGUAUCAUGUAUCUGCUCCUAGUUGUUUCUUCAUAUGAUAACCUCUUGCUUCUUAAUUGUUGCAUCAACCAAGAUACAUCUUUGAUCAUGAGUCUUAAGAUCUAGCGUUGCCUUUUAUUUUUCA
Raphanus sativus (radish) is the source of this 613-nucleotide messenger RNA. RefSeq lists its product as uncharacterized. Gene Ontology annotation, biological process: RNA splicing; spliceosomal snRNP assembly. Gene Ontology annotation, molecular function: RNA binding. The transcript is spliced from 4 exons. Gene Ontology annotation, cellular component: precatalytic spliceosome; U2 snRNP; catalytic step 2 spliceosome. The record is from RefSeq and is a predicted model, not a curated record. NCBI's taxonomy places the organism in Eukaryota, Viridiplantae, Streptophyta, Magnoliopsida, Brassicales, Brassicaceae. Bases 139 to 471 code for a protein of 110 amino acids.